Molecule: messenger RNA, 1770 nt
Organism: Frankliniella occidentalis (western flower thrips)
Lineage: Eukaryota; Metazoa; Arthropoda; Insecta; Thysanoptera; Thripidae
Product: nuclear transcription factor Y subunit gamma-like
Exons: 8
Coding region: 177-1178 (333 amino acids)
Biological process (GO): regulation of DNA-templated transcription
Cellular component (GO): nucleus; CCAAT-binding factor complex
Molecular function (GO): DNA binding; DNA-binding transcription activator activity, RNA polymerase II-specific; protein heterodimerization activity
Source: RefSeq, a predicted model, not a curated record
ACGUGGUCGGCUUUCAUUGACCAGUCAGGACGUUCAGCAGCCCAUUUUGUGAGAAGUGAUUGGAGAAAAUCUCAUAAUCGCGAUGAUUGGUUCUAAAACUCAGGGAUCGUAGACGCGGUAGCUUUUCCAAUCUGUACGCGAAAGUAGAUUGAUAUAAAGCUAGCAAAAAUUGAAAGAUGUCUGUUUAUUACCAAGUUAGCCCCGAUGGGGAAGCAACUGAAGUGGAUGCUGAGACUGUUGCAGGCACGAGAAUGACAUCUCCUUCAACAGUACAGUCAGAAGCACAGUUAAAUCUCAAUGCAUUUUGGCCACGUGUUACAGAAGAAGUACGGAAAACUCCUCUGGAUCUGAAAAAUCAAGCACUCCCCCUUGCCAGAAUAAAAAAAAUUAUGAAGCUCGAUGAAGAUGUGAAAAUGAUUAGCGCUGAGGCCCCUAUGCUUUUUGCCAAAGCAGCGGAAAUUUUUAUACAUGAACUUACACUUCGUGCAUGGGUUCAUACAGAAGACAACAAACGCCGCACUUUGCAACGCAAUGACAUAGCUAUGGCUAUUUCAAAAUGUGAUCAAUUUGAUUUUCUCAUAGAUAUUGUACCACGUGAAGAACUAAAACCUGCCAAAGCAGCCAAUGAAGCUGCUCGAGGAGCUACGGCAAUGAAUCCUGAUCAGAUACAAUACUACUUCCAGUUAGCUCAACAACACCAGCAGGCUUUAUCCCAAACAGGAACAACUUCUAAUACAAACGCCACAACAGCUAGUAGCACUGCUGCUAAUACACCAUCAACAAUUCAGAUCUUCCAGCCUAGUUCUGGCCAAAUUCAAACAGUUCAAGUCGCAAAUAUUGCAUCACCAGCAGAUCAGCAGAGGCAUGCUUCCACAACAGCUGUGGCAACCCAAUCAGUCCAACCCCAAGUCAUUCAGGUACAACAACCACAACAGGCCCAAGUUCAGCAGCAAACGGUUCAAGCUGCUACUGGUGGUAUUCAAAUUGUACAGCAAGUUGUCACUCCCAAUGGGGAAAUUCAGUCUAUUCCUAUUCAACUUACUCCUCAGCAAAUGCAAAUGAUAAGAAUGCAGUUACAAGGAAAUACACAGUCAGCCAUUAUCCAAGUCCAACCUCAGUUAGUGCAGGUUGCUGAUGGUUAUGUUCGACAAGCUGGAGGCGGGGGAGAAGUUGAGUAAUUAAAAAGACAAAUUUUACUUCUUCGGACUCAAUAUGACUUAUUAGAUUUAUUUUUGCCGGUAAUGGCAGAUCUCCCAUUAGUUCGUGCUUUUUUGAGCUAUGAAUGAUAAUUGGUGUGGAAGACUGUGUCAGAGUACCUUUGGUAGACAUCUCUGUAAUGUCUACAUGUAUGUAAUAGUCACCUUCAAAACUGGAAAUUGAGCCAGUUUGUAAUUUCACAGCAGGUCUGUGAGGUUUUUCUCCUUUCCUUCCCUUCUUGGAAAUUUUCUUGGUUAUGCUGAUGAAUGAAUGACCAAGUUAAUUCUUCAUGUAAUGUAGUGUUCAUUGUGUAAAUAUGGUUUGAAGUGUGAAUAGUUGUACAAAUAUUUAAUGUCAUAGUCAUACACCUUUAAAAAAAAAGAUUAUUGAUAAGUAUACCUACAAUUGUGUGGAAAAACCCAAACUUUUUAUAAUGUGUUUAAUGUGUAUGGAAUAUUAUCAAACCUCCAGUUGAGUAUUUGUCAUGUCAGAAACUAGACACAACUGAUCACCUACUGUGACUAACAAUUUGUUUAACUGGUAACUGUAAAUAAAAGCACAAGUGAUUGGCCA